AAAACAAUAUAUAGUACAUAAAUUCCAUUUUUUCAUGUAGAAACCUGUGCUUAAUUGCAUGAGUGUUAAGGAACAGUCCCCGGUUAUUAAGGAUAAUGUGUUCUUCUGUUCCUUAAAAUAUAAUUAUAUUUAUUUUCGAGUUUCGUAAAUUCUGCUUUUGUCUUUCUUAGAUCAGUCUUUUUGAUUCCUUUAACGAAACCCAAUCUUUUUUCACGGAGGUUCAAAGCACAAGAAUUUUGGCAGGUGCUUCUGUAAUCUGUUGUCUCCUAGAUAUAGUUAGUUACUUUGGUCUUUUUGUACGUGUAUAUAUAAAAGAAUUUAUAUAUAUGGGUUGUUAAAUGGAGAGCGUUUGAUUUUGAAAGUGAACACAGUAUUCAUUGAAGUCUUGCGAGAUAUCUACGAUUAGUUUAUACAAGAAAUAGCUCAAGAAAGUUUAGUGUAUUCGAUUUGAUUGGAAUUUUUGAAUACAAAUUAAGGACAUGGAUAGUGGGUUUAAUUCUUCUUGGAAGAAUGGUUCUUUGCUAGAUUAUUUGGAAGAAGAGCAAGAACCGAAGCUGGUAACAUCUUUGCCAGCAAUUCCUGAACCACAGACACCAAGAGAGCCUAUGGAGUUCUUAUCAAGAUCUUGGAGUCUUUCUGCUGCAGAAAUUUCAAAAGUUCUGGCUCAGAAACAGAGACAACUUUUUGCUGAUAAGCAACCCAAUACAUUUCCAGAAACAGUUGCUGCACCACAGUUGUUAGGGAAUGCAAUGAAUUCAAUAAAUUCAACAAAUUCAAGAAAGACAGGGACAAUAGGAAAGUGGUUCCACCACAAGGAUCUUAUUAGUAGUAUGGCGAAGAGGAAGGAUAAGGCUCGAAUAGAAAAUGCGAAUAUGCAUUCUGCUAUAUCUGUUGCUGGACUAGCUGCAGCCUUGGCUGCUGUGUUUGCUGCAGGAAACUCUUCUGGCCCCAGUUCAAAAAUGAGUGUGGCUUUGGCCUCAGCUACUGAACUCCUGGCAACACAUUGCAUAGAAUUAGCGGAAUUAUCUGGAGCUGAUCAUGAUCGGAUAGCAUCUGUUGUUAGAUCAGCAAUGGAUAUUCAGAGUCCAGGUGAUCUAAUGACUCACACUGCAGCAGCUGCAACAGCUUUGAGAGGUGAAGCAGCACUAAAAGCAAGAUUACCAAAAGAAGCAAGAAAGAAUGCAGCUAUAAUUCCUUAUGAUAGAGGAAUGGCAGAAACUCAGUGGGGUUCUGCAUACAUUGGCGAGGUAAAAGAACAAGCUCCCUGCGUUGGAGAACUAUUGCAACACACAAGAAAAGGAGUAUUGCGAUGGAAACACAUUUCUGUCUGCAUUAACAAGAAAUUGCAGGUCAUAAUUAAGAUUAAAAGCAAACAUGUUGGAGGAGCCUUCUCUAAGAAGCAAAAAUGUGUUGUUUAUGGGGUAUGUGAUGAGACUACAGCUUGGCCAUAUAGAAAAGAAAGAGAAAGUUCUGAAGAAGUAUAUUUUGGUCUUAAGACUGCACAGGGUCUUCUAGAAUUUAAAUGCAAGAGUAAGAUACAUAAGCAAAGAUGGGUUGAUGGGAUCCAAAAUCUUCUUCGUCAAGUCAGCUGUGUCGAAGCCACCGAACGCUCUCUGGAAUUUCUAAACAUAAGUGAUAGCAUAUAGCAUGGUUUUCAAUUUUGUAUAUGUACUUAAAGAAUAGGGAUUUGUCAAGUUUUUGCCAAUGUUAUAUAGUAUCAGAAUGGUAUACGUUUCAUCUCUUUAAACCAUUUACAGAAUAUAAGAAAUUAAACUCAAUCUUGUCA
Molecule: messenger RNA, 1786 nt
Organism: Jatropha curcas
Lineage: Eukaryota; Viridiplantae; Streptophyta; Magnoliopsida; Malpighiales; Euphorbiaceae
Product: auxin canalization protein (DUF828)
Biological process (GO): phloem or xylem histogenesis; leaf vascular tissue pattern formation; auxin-activated signaling pathway
Source: RefSeq, a predicted model, not a curated record